CAGUAGAGCCUCGAUAAUUCGUACUCAGGCUAAUCCGAACGUCGCUAUAAUCCGAACUGCAUACCCCACCCCACUUCCUCGCCUUCGCCUCGCUGCUAUGUUGUUUAUUAAUUAGUCUGCAGUUACGACUGCCACGUUGCGCGUCCAUUCCACGUUUUUCUGCUCUGUACUCGUGCGCGGCGUGUUUUUUGAGGUUAUAAAGAUGGUUCCAACACCAAAACGCAAACAUAAAACUUUGACUAUAGCCGAAAAGUGCACCAUACUAGACAGUUUAAAGGACGGAGUGUCGGCAACUUCUCUUGCUUGUAAGUAUGGCGUUGGAAAAUCAACAAUUACAGACCUCAAGAAAAAUGAGCAAAAAUUGAGAUCUUUUAUAGCUAAAACUGAGAAAGGACCAGGGUUCAGAAAAACUCUAAAAUUACCAGAGAAUCCAGUGCUAGAAGAAGCACUGUUCACAUGGUUUUUAGAACAAAGACGACGCCACAUUCCAUUGUCUGGUGAGGUCGUAAUGGAAAAAGCGAGAUUCUUCCAUAAAAAACUAACAGGUUCGGAUUUUUCUGCUAGUAGAGGAUGGCUUGAUAAUUUUAAAAAACGUCAUGGCAAACGUCAGCUGAAAGUGUCAGGUGAGAAAGUCUCUAGCAAUACGGAAGCUGUUCAACCAUUCCAAGAAAAAUUCCUAAACGAGAUAAAAGAAAAGAACCUUUGCCCUGAACAAAUUUACAAUGCCGACGAAUCAGGAUUGUUUUGGAAGGUUCUGCCGGAUAAAACUUUAGCCUCUUCUGCUGAAACUAGCGCUCCUGGGUCGAAAGUGUCUAAAGAGCGAAUAACUUUUAUGCCUUGCGCAAACUCUACAGGGAAUCACAAAUUACCAUUGCUAGUUGUGGGGAAGGCAAAAAAGCCAAGAUCUUUUGGAUCUGUAAAAUUACCAGUGCAUUAUGAAGGGCAGAGGCGUGCUUGGGUAACCAGAGAUAUUUUUCUCGAGUGGUUUAGAGGCCAUUUUGUUCCUGAAGUCAAACGCCAUUUAAAAAAAAUGGGACUGCCACAAAAAGCAUUGCUACUCUUAGACAAUGCCCCUGGACAUCCAAAUGCUGAAGAUUUGACAACAGAAGACGGCAACUUCUCUGUACUGUACAUGCCUCCAAAUUGUACGCCUUUGAUCCAACCUAUGGAUCAAAACGUAAUCCAAAAUGUCAAGAUAAAUUACAAAAAGAAACUCCUGAUUCAAAUGUUCGUGCAGCAAGAAGCCGAUGAGGCUUUAACCUUGCAUGAUGUUAUAAAAAGCGUCACAAUUAAAGACGCCAUUUUUUCGCUAGCGCAAUGUUGGGAUCAUGUAUCAUCGUCUCUUAUCGAAAAAUCUUGGAAGCCUCUUUGGCCUGAAAAAAUAAAUUCAACAGAAGAUAGAUCAGAAGAAAAUGAUGACUUCGACGUAGAAGACGAUCUCCCGCUCAGUAUUUUACGUAAUCGUGGUUAUACAGAAGAAACCAUUUCCACUUUCUUGUCCAUGAGUGAAGAGGAGAAUUGCACAGAUCCUAUAACUGAUGAUGAGAUCAUAACCCAAAUAACGCAAGAGAAUGACGAGUCUUUAGCUGAAGAUUAUUUUGCUUCAAAUGUCAAGAAAAUUACUCAUUCACAAGCCAUAUCAUCUUUGAACACUUGCUUGGAGUGGGCUGAAGAAAAUGACCUGUCCUUAUCGGAAAAGAUGAUGCUACGUAACUUGAGGGACAAAGAUUUUUUCUGGUCCAUCAACAGGACUCGCCAAACUAAAAUAGAUCAGUUUAUGACUAAAUAG
Molecule: messenger RNA, 1789 nt
Organism: Papilio machaon (common yellow swallowtail)
Lineage: Eukaryota; Metazoa; Arthropoda; Insecta; Lepidoptera; Papilionidae
Product: jerky protein homolog-like
Exons: 1
Coding region: 203-1789 (528 amino acids)
Cellular component (GO): nucleus
Molecular function (GO): DNA binding
Source: RefSeq, a predicted model, not a curated record